This is a messenger RNA of Truncatella angustata, 1816 nucleotides long. Its product is annotated as aldehyde dehydrogenase domain-containing protein. The record is from RefSeq and is a predicted model, not a curated record. The transcript is spliced from 2 exons. Bases 139 to 1620 code for a protein of 493 amino acids. Lineage: Eukaryota; Fungi; Ascomycota; Sordariomycetes; Amphisphaeriales; Sporocadaceae. Gene Ontology annotation, molecular function: aldehyde dehydrogenase (NAD+) activity.
AUUGGUCAUGCCAAUGAUUUGGGUUAUAGCGAGGGGUAAUAUCCUUCUGGGAUGUACAAGUAAAAAGGCUGGAAUAGUGAUGCCAUCCAUUGCGCGGUCCUCAUCGUCCUCGCUCAUCAAAAUCUCUACUAAAUCGACAUGGCAACAAUAACACUCGUAGGCGCUGAACAGCGCAAAAUAACAGUUCCCACGGGCCUUUUCAUCAACAAUGAAUUUGUCCCUGCAAUAAGUGGGGCUACUGUCGAUGUUGAGAACCCAAGCUCUGGCAAGAACUUGGCCACCGUCUCCGCUGCACAAGCUGAAGACGUUGAUCGCGCGGUUGAAUCAGCCACGAAAGCAUAUGUCACAUGGAAGAAGUCCGACGCUUCUGUCCGGAGGGAUUUGCUCAACAAGCUUGCCGACCUCAUUGAACGUGAUGGCCUCGAAAUCGCUUCUCUAGAGGCCCUCGAGAGCGGCGUCCUCUAUGGGGUGUCCAAGACUCUACAUAUUCAGCAGUCCGUAGACAACCUGCGAUACUUCGCAGGCUGGGCCGACAAGCUGGACGGUUCAUCACUCAGUAUUCCGCAGGGAUUCGCAUAUACUCGCCGAGAACCUAUUGGUGUGUGCGCAGCAAUUAUACCUUGGAAUGCGCUGAUGAUCGCUUUCUGGAAGAUCGCCCCAGCUUUAGCCGUGGGCAAUGUACUCAUCCUCAAGACACCCGAGAUCGCACCGCUCUGGGGCCUCAAGGUCGCACAGCUCGUGGUGGAAGCUGGAUUCCCUCCUGGAGUUCUCAAUAUCAUCACUGGACUAGGUACAACUGCCGGCCAAGCGUUGUCAAGUCAUGACAAGAUCAAAAAGAUUUCGUUCACCGGCAGUCCAGGUGUCGGGCGCCAAAUUCUAGCAACAGCAGCAAAGACGAAUUUAAAGAAAGUCUCGCUCGAACUGGGUGGCAAAGGGCCUAGCAUUGUUUUUGAGGAUGCGGACCUCGAAAACGCACUUUUCUGGACGACUUUGGGCAUUACUGUCAGCAAUGGCCAAGUCUGCGUUGCCGGUAGCCGUAUUUAUGUCCAGAGUUCCAUCUAUGACAAGUUCAUUGAGCAGUUUAGCAAGAGGAGCAGAGAUGCCGUCCACGGCGACCCCUUCCUACCAGAGACUACCAAGGGCGCGCUUGCGAAUAAAGCACAACUGGACAAGAUCUUAUCAUAUGUGCAGAAGGGGCGGGACUCCGGUGCAAGAUUGCUUCAUGGUGGCGAGAAGUUGCCGGGUAAUGGUUACUUCAUUGCCAACACUGCCUUUGCGGACGUUGACCAGAAGGCCCAGAUCAUGCAAGAAGAGAUUUUUGGUCCUCUCGCAAGUAUCGCGCGGUUCGACACUAUUGAGGAAGUUAUUGAGAAGGCGAAUGACUCUACUUACGGUCUUAGCGCAGCCGUGUUCACGAAUGAUGUCAACAAGGCAUUCAGGGUCAGUGAGGCAGUGGAGUCAGGUAUGGUCACCGUGAAUACUUGGGGUCUCGUCAACGCCAAUACGCCAUUUGGUGGUGUUAAGGAGAGCGGCUACGGGAGGGACUCGGGCAAGGAGGCGUUGGAUGAUUGGACUGUCACAAAGACGGUCAAAUGGAACAUUUUGCCUGUAAAGCUUUAGUUGUUUAGAUAAUGGGAGGUACGAGGACGUUAUUCUGCUAGGAUUAGCGAUGAUUGACGGAUCCAGCGACUCUGGCACCAGCAGCUUACAUGGUUUCGUUGUUCAUCUUAUUUCAAACUGCCAUACCAGAAGGAUAGUAGCUGAAGAAUUUAUUUGUAUUUGAAUGGUUCAUAGUCUUUUGAGGAACAUAAAUGAC